UUCACUCUGAGCUGCAUGGACUUUCUGGGAUCUAACACAAUCAACAAGAAUGGAGCAGACUUUGAGCAAAACAACGGACUUUCGUACGCAAGACACUGAGCACUGAGAGGAGGGUAGAAAGUUCUAAAGAGUUACAUUUUCAGCUGUGGAGUGAAAUGAAUUGAUAAACCUCCUGUGAUUCGAGUUUCCCAUCCUUUGAGACCCUCUCAUUGAAGACUAAAGCACCGUUCAGGACAAAGAAAGUCUUCAUCGAGCCGUUAUCUUGGAGACUGGCUCACCUGAGGAUCUUUGCUCUUGUCAGAGACUCGCCCUGCAGAACUGAUAAGCACAAAGAAAAAAUCAAUAGCUGAAAAUCUGAGCUCACCACUCUGUGACCAUGAGCGAGGACAUGGAGAUAGCAGAUGAGAAGGACUGGCAUGAGCUUGAACCCAACUACCCGGUAAAAAUCUUCCUCACUGUCUUUUACAGCCUCAUCCUGCUGACGGGGAUUGUGGGAAAUUCGGUCACGAUCAGAGUAACACAGAUUCUGAAGCGUAACGGUUACCUGCAGAAGAAUGUGACGGACCACAUGGUUAGCUUAGCAUGCUCUGACUUGUUGGUCCUCAUCAUCGGGAUGCCUGUGGAGCUCUACAGCGCCACCUGGUUCCCGUUCACAUCAGCUUCGGGCAAUGCCCCCUGUAAGAUCUACAACUUCCUGUUUGAGGCUUGCAGCUACGCCACCAUCCUGAAUGUGGCCACGCUAAGCUUUGAGCGCUACACGGCGAUCUGCCACCCAUUUCAGUUCAAAGCUCUAGGAGGAAGACGAACCACCGGGCUCAUCACGUUCGCCUGGCUGGCAUCCUUCCUCAUCGCCUUGCCUUUGCUGAUUGCAACGGGAACGCAGGGGCACAUCCCCUACCUGGCGGAAACGCCAGUGCAGAAUCUGACCUUCUGCACCAACCUGAGGGAGCACUGGGUGAUGUACAGGGUCAGCAUCUUCAUGGCGUUUCUUAUCUACAUGAUCGUGUUGAUCUGUGUGGCCUUCAUGUGCAGGGCCAUGAUCCUAGUUCUCCGCAGACCUUUAGGAUCCAUAGAUGACGUCAUCAACCGACCUGUACGAGUACCGAUACACGAAAAUCAAAAGGCGAAGAUGGCCAGGAAGCAGACCAUCAUAUUUCUAGGUCUCAUCGUAGGAUCCUUGAUGGUUUGUUGGCUUCCCAACCAGAUUCGUCGUCUCAUGAUGGCCGCCGUUCCCAAGUCUCGCUGGACCACCUCUUACUUUCGCAGCUACGUCACUCUCCACCCUGUGGCCGACACCUUCUUCUACCUGAGCUCCGUCCUCAACCCGUUCCUCUACAACCUCUCCUCCAGACAGUUUAGGGAGGUUUUUGUUCAGGUGCUGCGCUGCCGCCUCACCAUUGAACACAAAAACAGGCGCACCUUGCACAGCUCCCACGCUGCCUCGGGACGCUCUCUACAGCCACUGAUUUUAAAGUCUUUACGUCGCAGUAAGGUUAACCGCUCCACGCUUGCAGAGGGGAAAAGUCCUCCCACAUUUACAACCUUUCAGCAGCAGAGCAACUCAGGAGUGGCUUCAAACACUGAAACUUCUCUCAACCUCACUGAGGAGUCUGACUCGGCUCUCAAAACAAAGAUAGAUGUACCAACAGAGAGUGAAAUAUGACCAGCUGUACAGUUCAAUGAACGGUGAAAACAAACCAUUUAUGUCUGAACUAUCACAAUCAACUACCUAUACUCAGUUAACUCUGUACCAAGUGUAAUGGCAGAAAAUCCUUUGACAAAUCAUGCUCCACUGACAUUUUGGCACAAAAGCUUACUGGAGAGACUCAACAACUUAGGAAACUGAAAGGAAAGUCAGUAAAUUAGUCUUGAAAAUAAAAAAGCUGAAAUAUUUAGCCAAAGGUCUGACAUCCAACGAUGGUAUCGACGGGACCAUGAGGUCUUGGGUCCACCCAGGAUCUACUCCAGUCUGUAUGUGCGCUAAGGAGCUGUAAUUUAUUUGACAUUAUGAAGGUUAAUAAAAUAUGUAAGAUAAUUCACCUCUUUAAAGGUGCAUCAUUUAUUUUGUUGUUUCACAAUACUUUGGUUUAAAAAAUUGUGGUUUGAAUUUAAAAUCCUGAUAAUGACAGGUACCAAAUCAAAACAUACUUGGAGACUUCAAAAAGAAGAAAGUGGAAGUAUUUAGGAAGAACAGUAACCCAGCCACAAAGCAGAAGCCCACCUAA
Molecule: messenger RNA, 2225 nt
Organism: Cheilinus undulatus (humphead wrasse)
Lineage: Eukaryota; Metazoa; Chordata; Actinopteri; Labriformes; Labridae
Gene: gpr39
Product: G protein-coupled receptor 39
Exons: 2
Coding region: 377-1663 (428 amino acids)
Biological process (GO): G protein-coupled receptor signaling pathway
Cellular component (GO): membrane
Molecular function (GO): G protein-coupled receptor activity
Source: RefSeq, a predicted model, not a curated record